Messenger RNA from Zophobas morio, 1530 nucleotides. RefSeq lists its product as uncharacterized. Bases 1 to 1530 code for a protein of 509 amino acids. Gene Ontology annotation, biological process: mitochondrial respiratory chain complex IV assembly. The record is from RefSeq and is a predicted model, not a curated record. Lineage: Eukaryota; Metazoa; Arthropoda; Insecta; Coleoptera; Tenebrionidae. The transcript is spliced from 18 exons.
AUGAACAAUCUGACGGGGUUUGAAACGAAAACAUCUAGUGCUACUAAAAAUAGUGUAGUGUGUAAGCCGUUUAUUGAAAAUGGAAGUGAAGAAAAUCAUUCUAAAGAUGAAGUUCCAAAAAUGUUUAGAGAUAAAGAUAAAGAAUAUACUUUUACUGAAAAGAUUGAUGAGCUAUACAUAAAAGAAUUAGUGUUGAAAGAAAGCUCAGUACCAGGAAGGUAUGGGCAUUGUAACCGACUGAAAUAUACAUACACUUAUGUACAUGAUUGCCUGAUAUCCAGUGAGAAUAAAGUGGAAACAUUACAACUCCUAGUAUUUUUGAAGUCUACAGUAAAGUGGCUGGGUAAAGAGCUCAGUAAAGAAGGUUCUAGAAUGCGCAUAGAGCGGGUCAGUCUUUUUAAAAACAUAAAACCUCCUGAGAACAAGAAAGAACUAAGUAGUCUUUUACAUAUGCUUAACUACCGGGGCAUGUAUAUUUCAACUCAUGCCGGUAUCCUAGAACUCCUCAGUAGACUGUUACCGUUGGCCGCCAUGAAAGUAAUGGACUGGCAGAGGUGUUUUUCAAAUAACCAUAAAAAGGCCUUAGAAAAAAGAUGUUACGAAGAACGCAUCGAAUGGGACGAUAUAUUAGAUGAUUAUUUUUAUUGUUAUAACAGAUUACCCAAUCCAAUGAAUGGCAGCACAGUUACGUUAGGCGUUAUUGAAAGAGCUAACCCAGAAAAAAGUACUACGGCCUUGUGGCACCCACAACUAUUUUUGUCUUUUGAUAAAGCCUUUUUAAAUAGCGAUUGCAUAACUGCUAAGAGACUGUUCAGAAUCAGCAAAGAAAAAUUGGUACAAACUCCACAGCUCUCUCCCACUUCUAACAAAUUUUUUCUAGAAAAGCCUGGAAAAGUGCCGUUUGGUUGGAAAUCUCUAUCUCUAUUCCUUGUGAUUGGUGGAGCAGUUUAUUUUUAUUUUAAAUCCGAAAAGAAGAGAGUUUUGGAAGAGAGACGCUAUAAGGACUCUCGUGGCCGCCCGGAUGUGGGCGGGUCUUUUGUUUUAAAAGAUCAUGAAGGAAGAACCGUAACUGAAAACGACUUAAAAAACAAAUGGACUCUGAUAUAUUUUGGAUUUACUCACUGUCCAGACAUCUGCCCUGAGGAGCUGAAUAAACUCACUGACGUGCUUAACCGCUUGGACAAACAAAAAAUUACUAAAGAAAAAGUUUUUCCUUAUCUGGUCACGGUGGACCCCCGACGCGAUACCCCAACGGUUCUGAAAACUUACUUGCAAGACUUCCAUCCCCGUUUUAUUGGGCUUACGGGAACUGAGGAAGACAUAAAAGAAAUGGCGAAAACCUUUCGAGUUCACUACAGUAGAGGGCCUUCCGUUGACGACUCUCCCGAUGACUACAUUGUUGACCACUCGAUUCUCACAUUUUUCUUCGAUCCGCGCUAUAACUUUUGUGCAUUUUAUUCCAUAACCGACAGUGGAGAUAAAAUUUUUAAUGAAAUUACCAACUUUAUUCGGUAUAACCCGGAUUUAUAG